Messenger RNA from Alligator mississippiensis (American alligator), 4055 nucleotides. RefSeq names its product TAFA chemokine like family member 2 (gene TAFA2). Gene Ontology annotation, molecular function: receptor ligand activity. NCBI's taxonomy places the organism in Eukaryota, Metazoa, Chordata, Crocodylia, Alligatoridae. The record is from RefSeq and is a predicted model, not a curated record. The transcript is spliced from 7 exons. The coding region runs from base 1167 to 1601 and encodes 144 amino acids.
CGGCCGCGGGGGCAGGGGCAGCUCCGCCUGCCUCCACUCCCCCCGGCUCCCCGCAGCUCAGCCGGCAGCCCCGGGCCGCUCAGUCCGAAGGGACUCGCCGGUCCUAGUACAGCCGGGGCUGGGGGGGAGUCUCCCCCAUGCGAGGAGCUGUGAAAGUGAGCGCUCCUCCGCGUCCCCGCCGUGUCCGACGGUCUUUCUCGCGCCCUGCUGGGGCGGGACGAGCGACCCCGCCACCUCUGCUGGGCGCUGCGACCCGCCGGUGCCGGAGCUGCUGCCGGCAGCGCGGGCUCCCGGGCACGUCUCCAAGGCAGCCCGCGGCGCGUGCGGGGCCGGGCGGGGUCUUGAUGAAACUCUGGCAGGAGGCCGCCUGGAAGGGCUCUAGCAGCCGCCCGGCCACGCUCCCUGCCCGCCGGAGCCGCGGGGCAUCGCCGGGGCGGGCGGCUCAGCCAGGCACCGGCCCGGCUUGAUCUGACUUCAAGCCCCAGCGGCUGCCCUGCAAGGGAGUGAGAUCCCGCCACGGCCGCGAGGCCGGCUGGCGAGCCGGAGGAGCCCGGGCGGAUGGACUGACUGAUCGAUUUGAUUCCCGCGGGUGGAUCGCGCCCUCCCCACUACUUUUUCCUUCCCCUGGAGGGAGAAGGAAAAGGAGUGAAGCAAAGGGGGGGGGGGGGGGGGAAGGCUUGUUGUGUAUUCAAAGCAAACCAAUCAGAGAUGGAAUAACAGAGGGGAUUGCUGCAGGACGUGCCGCCGCCGCCGCCUCCCUCCUCUGCUCUGAAAGGCGGGAUCGGGGCCGCACCGAUCCAGCCGAGGGGCCAGAGCCGCGCCGGGCUGCAGGACUUCCCCGCCGCUCGGCCUGCAAACGCAUCUUCCGAUUACUUUUCCAUCGGGCGCACGAAGCGGGCUCCAACUCCCUCUGCCCACCGCCGCCGCCGGAUUGCUGCUGGAUUUCGAGAUCCAGUCUGAAAGGAGAGGGGAGACCCCCCCCCCGCACACUCUCUUCGCGCCUCGCCCCCCCCCUAAAAAAAACCAACCCCAAACAAAUCCAUGCCCCUGGAUGCCGAGGGAGGACUGGGAUUUGGUAAGCGAUGCCAGGGCGAUAAGACUGGAGUUUCCCCCCGGAGCCUGAAGGAGGAUCGCUAGGCGGUUCCAGGAGGAAGCGGGGCUGCAGGAUGAAUAAGAGAUAUUUACAGAAAGCAACAAAAGGAAAACUUCUUAUAAUAAUAUUUGUUGUAACACUCUGGGGGAAAUUAGCAUCUGGGGCAAACCAUCAUAAAGCUCACCAUGUUAAAACUGGAACCUGUGAGGUGGUGGCACUCCACAGAUGUUGUAAUAAGAACAAGAUAGAAGAAAGGUCACAGACAGUCAAGUGCUCCUGCUUUCCAGGGCAGGUAGCAGGUACCACUCGAGCAGCUCCUUCUUGUGUUGAUGCUUCGAUAGUGGAACAGAAAUGGUGGUGCCACAUGCAGCCCUGUCUUGAAGGGGAAGAAUGUAAAGUUCUUCCAGAUCGGAAAGGAUGGAGCUGUUCUUCUGGGAAUAAAGUGAAAACAACUAGGAUGAUUGAUCCUGGUAUUCAUUAUUCCUGUCAUCCUCAGGCAAACGUGUAAAACUCUUCAAGUCCGAAUGGAGAAGUAGAAAAAAAGGAGGUUUCUGCUGUGCCUGAUGACAUUUUUUGAUUUUUCCACACACAAAAAAUAUUCUGGCUCCACGUUGGAGCACUAGUUGUGAUGAAUCCUAGUCUUGGUCGGAUUCUAAGGAAGGGCCAGAAGGUUCGUUGAGGAGUAAAGAGUCAAAACCACUCCAGAAAAUGUGUUCCAGCCCUGGUUUAUUACUCUCAGAGCAGCAGGUAACCCGAUAGCUGACGACAAAUCAAGUCAAUCUCAAGGCUGAUGACCUUAAAUACAACGUACAGAAAUUUCAGCAAGCAGUCCUUGAAGUGAGAUUUUAUACUGCUGGGGUGUGCCCUUCAGAACCAAUUAUUUCAAUGAGAACCUCACUUAUUAUCAGCAACAGUCUUGAGAUCAAAACUACUGAAAAGUCAUUGUGAACUUCUGUGUCACAUAGAUUUCAACUGAUUCAACUGUGUACACUUGUAAAAUUGCACUUGCUGAGGAUUUUGUGGCUGCAAUCUCAAGAGGUGAUGCUCAAAAGGUGCAGAAAAGGCAGCAAUCUUUCGGGUUCUCCAUUCCAGACUGACAGCUUUUCAUCUUUGCAAAGACAGCCUUCAAAAUGUACUGGUCCUUUCACUCUAAAACAUUUCUUGGUCCUACAUUCAAAUUGUUGGUGGGACUGCACACCACUUUAAUCAAAUUUCUGUUGCAGAAAUUGUCCUCUGGCAUGGCACAGUUUUAGACAUUUUUAUUUGUAUUCUAAUCUUAAAGCUCCAAAAGGCUACAUAUUUCAACAUCUUGAAGUUGCUUUUGUUAUAGGAAUGGAAAUAUAUAUCCAUUGUUAAUAAUUAUUGUUGACAAGUAAUAGUAAUCUGAGUACAUCAAUCAUAUUAGAAUGUAUAGUCAAGCCUGACAUGUUUCCCUAAGGCUAACUAACUACUGCAGCUCUUUGGCAGUUAAAUAAGUGGUGGUCAAAACUCAAUUACCAUUUUCAUUAGAAAGUAUUUUAUACCUUACAAUAUACAUUUCUGUUUAGUUUAAAGAUUGGGGUUCCUGCUAUGUACUUUAGUUUCUUAACAGUAAAUUCUUCUAAGUUCACAAUAAGCAGUAAAUGAUACUAACUAAUUCCUUCUUGUAAAGAUAGAGAGGGAUGCAUGUGACUUACAAUUCUGAGAUUGGAUGGUGAUCAUUCAGAAUUUCUUUUAGUUAUUAUUUAAAAUAGAACCUAUCUUUUGCUUGGACACAAGUACUGUCUGGAUGCUUAUGUAGAUGUCUCCUCAGUCUCUUCGUUGAUAGAGGAAAAAAUAAUUCUCUUCAACUCUGCUGUUCGUUAAUAUUUUGCUUACUGUUGUCCUGCCCAGAUCUUCUGGUCCUUCCUAUAGUCAUUUUCUCAAAAUAACAUUUAUUUUCCUAUUUUCUACUUCAGUAGUAAUUUUUUUGAACUCUGUGAUGUGUUGUUCCAUGAAAACCCUUAAUAUUUAAAGGCCUUAAACAUCUAUGGACUUUUUUCUAAGUUAUUACAGAAUGUAUAAUUUUAUACUCCAUUUAAUAUAUAUAGCAUCGUCUGUAAUAAUAAGACAAAGGGGAGCCGACAAUUCUUUGCUGUACUGUAUUGACACUGCAUAAGCAUGCCAACUGGAGAGAGUGAAAGAGUUAUAUUAUAUGCUUUGUUUACUACAUUGAAAUGAAGAUCAUACAAACUCAGAUUUAGUCAGAAAAACUGUGGGGGCAAUCUCAUUCAAAUGGCCUGCAUGGUUACUAGCAUUUUAGAAAAAGAGGGAAAUCUUUUGUAUUGUUACAAGUCAUUGACAUGGCUAACUAGAUAUAAAUUAGGUUCCAUGAUGAAUGAAUACCCUGGGGUGUGCUGAGCUGUCACACUAACCAAGGCUGUUCUAAGACCAUUUCAUUACCUCUGCUGUAUUAUUGCACAGGAGAGCUAAAAAUUAAUGAUUGUUGGAAAUAAAUUUGCGAUGUAUAUUUUGUCAUUUUGCUGAGGAAUAAUCAAAAGCACUGGUGGGGAAAUAUAUUCUUUUCUAAUUCAAAUUAAAUUAGGAGAAACUGUUUAAAACAGCAGUUAACUAUCUCAGUAUUUUAAAAUGGAUUACCAUUGUGUGGAUCGAUACUACAAGAGGUGCAAGAGUGAAAACAGCAUCUUAAGGAGAUAAAUCCUUUAUUUGGGACAGUAGAAACUACAAAUGUGUUAUUUUUUAGAAUAUGAGUUUGGCCUCAAUUUUGGUCAAAAUUCUGCAUCAUGCUUCUUUCUCAAUAUUUGUUUUCUUUGACUUUGUUCUUAAAACCAACACUGCAAAUACUGUAUUAUAUACAAGUGUAUCACAUGCAUAUCAAUAGGUGAAAAUAAAUGGAUUUUCAAAUAUACAGAAUAGAUUAUCUGCAGUAGAUUAAUGUUGUGACUAUUCAAAACAAGUGAAUAAAAUUGUGAUAUAAAAUGAA